UUCAAAGUAAUUUUUGUUCUAUCUUUCUUUUGACAGUUUUUGAAUAAUCUUUUUUGGAGAAGUAGAUCGAAAAACAUUUACUAAUAGUUUUUCUUAUCUAAUUUGGAAAAUUUAAUGAUAAAUCGUGUUCCAUGAAAUUUCUUAAUACGGCACUGCGACUGGUGUAAGGUUAUCCAAUCAAAAUGCGAGAUGCUGCUAGUAUUCUUUAAUGCAUUUUCUGCUAGAUAUUUAUUGCAUGCAAUCAUUGUUGUAAAUAAUUGAAGUUUUUAUUACUUAAUAAUUAUUUGUUAAAUAAUAAGUUGUUUUUAAAAUAUGGCAGAAAUCCUUCGACGAAAAGUAUUGCAUCAAUUUAAAAAAUUACACAGAACUAGAUUAAAUACAUUUAAAGGAGAUGAAUAUGCAUUGAAAGUUGUGAGGGCUAAAAUAAAUGAAGAGUACCGGAAGAAUAAAGAUAUUAUGAAUUAUGCUGAUAUAGAAAAGUUAAAUAAAACUGCGCAAGAAGUUGAACAAGAAAUAAGGAAGACCGUAAUCCAAGCAGUCGAGAAGAAGCCUGGAAUAUUUGCUCUUCGAAUUACACCUGAAAUGUUAGAGGACAAUGCAACAUGUGGAAAUUCACUUAGUUCAAAUAAUAAUCAAAGUAACCUAGCUAAUAAAAAACCUGUGUGUGGAGAGAAUAUCAAAAAAUUGUAAUUUUCGAUAGAUAGAUUUCCUAAGAAAAUAAUUUCCUAGAUUGUAUGUAUAAUAUGAUUGAUUAGAGCUAUACAUUUGUAUAUAGUAAAAAAAAAA
Vespula pensylvanica (western yellowjacket) is the source of this 786-nucleotide messenger RNA. Its product is annotated as complex III assembly factor LYRM7. The coding region runs from base 313 to 690 and encodes 125 amino acids. The transcript has 5 exons. The record is from RefSeq and is a predicted model, not a curated record. Gene Ontology annotation, biological process: mitochondrial respiratory chain complex III assembly. NCBI's taxonomy places the organism in Eukaryota, Metazoa, Arthropoda, Insecta, Hymenoptera, Vespidae.